ACCGCGCAAUUCUAUUAUCCCUUCGUUCUUUCAUUCAAAUCUGUAGUUGGUUCACAAUCAUUUGUUUCCUUCUCAGAACCUCCAUUCCCACAAUAAAUUAUCUUCUGUUUUCACGGUGAUCCUCUGUCGGUGAAUAUGUAUGAAGAUAACUUCGUGCACGUUUGAAUCUGCGGGAAACCUAAAUUUACUACCUCCUCAAAUCUACGGAGCGUGGUUGUCGUGGAUAUUGCUAGUUUUGUUGGAACCUGUCUGCCAACAACUUUUUGAUUGUUUGGUUCAGAAAAAACAAAGUAUUCAUUCUGUGCUCAAGCUCUGGUUUUGGUGGUGUUCAAAUGGCAAAUAGUAAAUAUGAGUACGUAAAGCUGUUCGAAGUUGAUGAUGAGGUGAUGCUGCCCAAUCUGAUCGUCGUUCGAGUUUAUGGUCUUGAUUUUCGAAGGUUCUCUGAAGUUCAUGGGUUUGUGAAGCCAAAUGACGAAAAUGCUGUGAAGCUGAUGAAUCAUUGUGCAAUGGCCAUAAUGGAAAUGUUUUCAGAUGUAGUAUUUGCAUAUGGGUUUAAUGAUGAGUACAGUUUUAUCUUUAAGAGGACAACCAAGUUCUAUCAAAGGCGUGCCAGCAAAUUAUAUUCGCUCAUUGUAUCUUCCUUCACCUCUGUAUAUAUAACAAAAUGGCAAGAAUUCUUUCCUCAGAAGAACUUGAGAUACCCACCAUCAUUUCGUGCACAUGUAGUAUGUUGUGCUACUACGGUAGUUCUUCAAGCAUAUCUUGCAUGGAGACAACAAUUCUGUCAUACUAAUAACUUGGACAAUACAUGCUUUUGGAAGCUGGUUGAAUGUGGGAAGACAGACAAGGAAGCUUAUGAUUUUCUAAAGGUUACAGAGAAGAAAGAGAAGCAUGAGCUGCUUUUUCAAAAGUUCAAUAUCAACUAUGCAAAUCUUAAUGUAAUGUUUCGUCAAGGAUCCUGCAUUUUCAAGACAAAGGUUGAAGAGAUAGUGAAGUACGAUGAAGAUGGCAAUCCUGUUAAGAGAUUACGGAAAAAGGCAACAGUAAUUCAUUCACCAAAUAUUACUGGACGAAGAUUUUGGAAUGAACAUCCCAUUCUCUUAAAGGAGCUUGGUGCUUUCACAAAUGACAUUGACAAAAUAAAUCCAGAUUAUGUUAGGUCCUUCCAAGUUGAGAACAAACUAAUGCCAUCUACAUGGAUUGUUAUAAGAAUAGAUGGCUGUCAUUUUCACAGAUUUUCCGAAGUUCAUGAGUUUGAAAAGCCAAAUGAUGAGCGAGCUUUGAACCUUAUGAAUUCAUGUGCAGUGGCUGUAAUGGAAGAACUUCCUGACUUGGUCUUCUCCUAUGGUGUUAGUGAUGAGUACAGCUUUGUCUUGAAGAAGGAUUCACAAAUUUAUGGACGCAGAGCUAGUGAAAUAGUGUCCAUUAUUGUAUCAUUAUUCUCUUCCCUUUAUGUAAUGAAAUGGAGAGAAUUCUUCCCACAUAAAGAGUUGAAGUACCCUCCUUCUUUUGAUGGACGUGCUGUUUGCUAUCCGUCACGUGAGAUCCUUCUGGACUAUCUAGCAUGGAGGCAAGUUGAUUGUCACAUAAAUAAUCAGUAUAAUACGUGUUUCUGGGAGCUUGUUAAGUCUGGAAAAAGUAAAAGUGAAGCUCAAGCCUAUCUCAAGGGUACUCAAGCACAGGAGAAGGAUCGCUUGCUUAACUUACAAUUCAAUAUUUCUUAUAAUGAGUUACCACUCAUGUUUCGCCAAGGCUCUUCUGGUUUCUGGGACAAGGAAGACGGUGCAGCGGUGAAUGAAAAUGCAGAUGUUUUGGGAAUUUCUAAGAGAAAAAUUGUUGUUGUGCAUUCUAAUAUAAUUGAGCCAAAUUUCUGGGAAGAUCAUCCAUGGAUAUUGGAUACUUGACUGAGAUGCAUUGCUUAUUUAAUUAAUAUCCUCUCUCUCUCUCUCUAGAGAUUGUAUAGAAAUUUCGGUUCGUUUCUUAUGUUUUAAAAUACUGGUGAAGUUUCUGGUUU
This is a messenger RNA of Momordica charantia (bitter melon), 2014 nucleotides long. RefSeq names its product tRNA(His) guanylyltransferase 1. NCBI's taxonomy places the organism in Eukaryota, Viridiplantae, Streptophyta, Magnoliopsida, Cucurbitales, Cucurbitaceae. Gene Ontology annotation, biological process: tRNA modification. The record is from RefSeq and is a predicted model, not a curated record. Gene Ontology annotation, molecular function: tRNA guanylyltransferase activity; magnesium ion binding.